Erpetoichthys calabaricus (reedfish) is the source of this 4014-nucleotide messenger RNA. RefSeq names its product golgin A2 (gene golga2). The record is from RefSeq and is a predicted model, not a curated record. Gene Ontology annotation, molecular function: protein binding. Gene Ontology annotation, biological process: Golgi organization. Gene Ontology annotation, cellular component: Golgi cis cisterna; Golgi apparatus; cis-Golgi network. The coding region runs from base 128 to 3277 and encodes 1049 amino acids. The transcript has 29 exons. Lineage: Eukaryota; Metazoa; Chordata; Cladistia; Polypteriformes; Polypteridae.
GGAAGGAGCAGCCGGUUGGCGGGGGCAGGGCAGCCACCUUGCCGAUCCUUCUUUAGUGACGUGUUCCUGAAUCCUGCCUCGCAUCCCGGACCGGACCGGACAGGGCAGAGCAGAGCAGAGCCGCAGGAUGGCUGACGAGACAAGGCAAAACAAGCUGGCUUCGGCAAAGAAAAAGCUGAAGGAAUAUCAACAGAAGAAUACCCCAUUGGUGAAUACUGGAACGAAAAAGAAGAGGAAAAUUAAAGAAGAAAGUGGUCAAGAUUCUUUGAGUAAUGACAGGCACUCUCCGGAGAAUAUUAAGGACCUUCUGAAGGUUUUGGUGUCUGAUCUUAGUCAUUCCAAUGGGGUAGCUCUACCUUCAUUGGACCGAAACCAGGCCCACAGUGAUGGUGAAGUGGGCAGCACCUCCAGUGGACCACUUGCUGAUGACUCUGCUACAUCACUGACUUCUAACACCACCUCUGUUAUUAACUCUGAAUCUGUAGCCUUGCCACUUCACAAUGAUCCCAUCUUGCAGGUCUCUGCACCUGGUGGAGAUUUAAAUGAAAAUUCAGAAGAAAACAAACCACUCUCUUCAACAGAAAGUCUACGCCAGUUGUCCCAACAGCUUAAUGGCUUGCUCUCCCAGUCCUCUUCCCCCUAUAUCAAUGGGGACAGUGCAAUAAUGCCUACUAAUGAAAAAGAACUUGAGACACGUAACCAGGAGCUGGCAGCUGCCUUAGACUCCAGCACCCUAGAAAACACACAACUCAGUGCAAAGAUAAAUGAAUUGACGAAGCAAACUCAGGACCUUACAGAUCAACUAAGUAAGGAACGCAAGGAUUUUGAACAAAAGUUUAUAAAAGAGCAAGCUGCUAUGCGAGAACAGUUACAGGUGCACAUCCAGACGAUUGGCAUUUUGGUAUCGGACAAGUCUGAGUUGCAAACUGCACUCUCUCACACACAGCAAGCAGCAAGACAAAAAGCAGGUGAAGUAGAAGAACUGAGUAGCAGAUUUCAAGCCAGCAGGCAGCGUGUAGCAGAACUUGAACGUACUUUAUCUUCAGUUUCAUCUCAACAAAAGCAACAUGAGAAGUAUAGUAAAGACCUGGAAAAAGAGAGAGACAGCCUUAAGAUUGAAGUAUACAGGUUAAAUAAAAUAUAUGAAGAAGUGAAACAGGAAAGUUCAGAAUUGUCUGAGCAACUACGAUUGAGACUAGUGGAAAAUUCAACAAUGAAGAUGAACAUUGACGAGUUGAACAAGAAAUUGGAGAUGGCUGACCUAAUGAUCCAGCAAUUUUCCAGUCAGUCACAAUCUCCAGGUGCCAGUCAGCAACUUCAUAUGGCAAUGGAGGAAAAGAUUCAGUUGGAGUCACAGAUGAGUCAGCUGAUGGAGUCCAUAGAAAAAUUGAAAGCAGAAAGAGAUCAGUAUGCAAUGCAAAUUCAGGAAGAUGGAAAAGUCUGGAAGCAAAAAACAGAACAGUUAAUCUCCCAGGUAAAGACACUGUCUGAAGAAAAGGAGAACAGUCUCACCCAAAUCCAGGAGCUUGAAGCAUUAGUUUUGGAGUUGCAAAAUAGACCAGUAACAAUGCUGUCUCAAGAGAGUGCAGUGCAAGCAGCACCUCAAGAAAGAGGACACACUGAGGAAGAGACUAAUGCAUUAGGAGAACAAGUGAGAGCAUUGCAGCAACAGAAAGAUGAUAUUGGUGUCCAGUUACAGACUCAGAUUAGAGAUAAUGAGCAACUAAGUCGACUAUGCCAAGAACAGGAGGAUCGACUCUUGGAACUGGAGCGAACAGUGCAGCGAUUUAAUGAUGAAAAUGUAGACCGACAGCAGAUCUUGGAACAUAUGCAGAGUGACAAGGCCACUAUCAGCCGUGCACUUGCACAGAAUCGUGAACUGAAAGAGCAGCUGGCCGAACUUCAGAACGGCUUUGUCAAACUUACUAAUGAAAAUUUGGAGCUUACAAAUGGCCUGCAGUCUGAACAACAUGUGAAGAAGGAGCUUGUCAAAAAAAUGGCAAAGCUUCAAGAGGACCUUCAUGAAGUCAAGGAACAGAUGGAUGUAAAAGUAGCAGAGGCUAAAACACUCCUUGACCAGAGGGAUCAGUAUUUUACUCACUUGCAACAAUACACCACUGCCUAUCAGCAGCUGGCAAUAGAGCGUGAGGAUUUGCAUAAGCAGUAUUUAAUCCAGACACAAUUGAUGGACCGACUGCACCAUGAGGAAGUCCAGGGCAAGGCUCAGCUUGAGAUCAGCCAGCAGGAGCUACAACAGGCCAAGGAUAAUUUUGCCCGUUUAUCCAUGGAAAAUGAAGAAUUAAAGGAAGAAUUAGGAAAGCGAGAAAAUGUAAACCUCAGCACCUUACCUAGGGAUCAGGGUGAUGGUGUGGAAAGCAGUACUCUCUCUGAGGGGAUACCGAGCAGUCAAAUUAUAAUACCAGAGGAUUUUGAGAGCAGAGAAGAAAUGGUGGCCUUUCUGACAUCCACUUUAUCUCAGCUGCAGCGUGAGAGAGACGAAAUCGUUCUUCAGCUAAAGGAGCAAAAACGGCAACACCAGGCAGCCGUUCAGCAAGCAGUACAUUUAAGGAGUGAGCAGCAGUUGCAUACCAUGGCUGUUACAGAUGCAAGUGGUUCUACGAUUCCUAUAGAAAUACAUGAAGCCCUCAGAACAUCAAUGGAAAAGCUACAGGGACGAUUCAUAGAGAUGAUGCAGGCUAAUGUGGAACUUAAGGAAAGAGUGGAGGAGUUGGAGCAUCGCUGUAUCCAGCUGUCGGGAGAAACUGAUACCAUAGGAGAGUACAUUGCCCUGUAUCAGAACCAGAGAGCCAUUAUGAAACAGAGACAUUUUGAGAAAGAGGAGUACAUCAGCAGACUAGCCAAAGAGAAGGAGGAGAUGAAGGUAAAGCUGUCAGAACUGCAGAAUCUAGUGAUGCAGGUGGUGACAGAAAGAAAUGAGUGGUACAGCAAAUUCAUCCAAUCACAGCAGAACCCUGACCUCAUUGCUGGCAGUGUAGAGUCGAGCAUUUCCGCAGAAAGAAGAAUCGAACUGAAUGCAACUGACGGUGGAGAAAUGGCAGACAUAAGUUUAAUGGAUGAGAAUGAAGGGCCGCCUCAGUCAGACGAAGAGAGAAAGCCCCAUCACCAAGAGGAUGCCACGACGCAGCAGAUCAUGCAGCUGCUACAGGAGAUCCAGAAUCCUCAGGCCGGGCCGAGCUCUUUCCUUGGGGAGAACCCCUGUGUUCCCUUCUUCUACAGACUUGAUGAAAAAGAUGAAAUCAAAAUAAUGGUGAUCUGAGUUGCUUGGUGCUGUGACGUCCGUUUCAGUGUUGGAACCCAAAUAAUUGUAACCUGAAGCCAGUGAAAUAACAAAAUGAGGCUUACAGUGAAAGAGAAAAAUAAUAAGUCUUGUAUUAAAAAACUAUAGUAGAAUAUACAGGCUCUUUCUGUCAGCACGGUGUCCAGACUGCACCAUAGCUGGAAUAACUGAGGUCCUAACAUGUUUGCCAUUGUGAUUAGACUUGGCUCAAAUGAAUGACCGCAUGUUAUUUUGUUGCACUUUAAAAAGAAAGCUUUAGUCAGCUUCUGGGUUUCAUUCGGCGCUGUCCGCUCAAACUCUUUUGAUGCACAGAUAGCCAGUGUUGACGACACCGGCUGCUGCUGCUGCCUACCUGUUACGUAAGGCCGCAUGACUGGUUAAAAUUGCUAACUUGGGCAAUGGUGGGAUCUCUGAUGGUUGCUAUUUAUUUUUAAAUAUAAUUGUGUUUUAUUUCAGUAAUUGGUUAUGGGAGCCAUAAUAAUGAUGGUAGUGAUAUUCCAAUAUGUUAAAAAUAAUUAUAUUUGAGCAGUGGCCACCAAUGCAUCAUUUGGGAGGUUCAUGUGAAGGCUGCCAUCCUGCAGAUUUUGAGCUCCUUAAUAAAAAAAGUCAAUUAUUUUGCUAUUGACCAACAAAAACGCACUUUGUACCGAUGAAGAGAUCUGUCUGAUUACCCAUUUGUUCUGUUGGUUGGGACGUUAAAGAAAGGAAAGUGAGAA